GUGGGGAUCUUUGGUCAAUAGAACAUUAGUUGGAGAUGAUAUUUCAGGUUUUGAUUCAACUUCUGAAAAAAAAAUAUUUAAUACGAAUGAUACUAAUAAUAACAAAAAACAAGCAAUGGACA
Molecule: messenger RNA, 122 nt
Organism: Dentiscutata heterogama
Lineage: Eukaryota; Fungi; Glomeromycota; Glomeromycetes; Diversisporales; Gigasporaceae
Source: the annotation of a GenBank genome assembly